UAUAUAUAUAAAUAUUUGUUUACAUCUUAUCUAUGAAAAAAUCCAAGCGCCAUCUAUGUUUUAAUUCAUAAAAUGAAAAUUCCUUGUUUCGGUCUUAAAAGUCUACUUUCGGUUUCAAACAUCUAUUAAGAAGAUGGAAAAUAAAACAGAUAUAAUUGAAAUGCUAACAGAAACCAAAGGGAAAUUGGACACUAUCAAAGAACUGAAUAAGGAAAUCCACACUGCAUUAGAUGUCAUAGAAAAGAGAAGAAACAAUCAACAGACAGCGGCAGGCGCAGGAUCUGGUCAAGUUGUUGGUGAUGAUAAUGAAUCGAAAACUUCAAAUAGUGAACUUACUAAAGACACGGCUACCCUUUCCCACAAAGAUGACGAUAAUCCCUCAGAAAGCAGUACACCUACCGAAAACAUGAUGGAAGAGGCAAGCCAAAAUGUUAAUGGUGAAAGUAACAGAGACGAAAAGGUUAAAGGCAUUCUCAAAGCACCUAAAGUAGGAUCAAAACAUUCAUAUGGGUUCAAGGAACGUCUAGAUUUAAAUUUUAAUCAUGUAAUGUAUGGGAGUAAAUUGAAGAGAAACGCUGUAGAAAUGUAUCAAGACAACAGAUUGUGUGAAGAAUUUGGACUUGAGCCAAACAUUGGUAACGUUUACGAAAGUAGAAGACCUCCUUCUCCUGUCACAAAUGAAGCGACUGCACCAACACGUAAUCUCACUAAAGUGCCAGUCAAUGAUGAUUGUAAUAAACAAGUGACAUUAGAUUCACGUGAGGGUAGUGUUACUGAGAGGUCAAAACCAAAAGAGAAACAAGUUGCUAUCUCUAAACGACAAAGCCAAAGCCGUUCAAAAACGACUCCAAGCGCAGAGGGCGCUGUUGAAAGUAAGGUAAAGAAGAAACAAACUGAAAAGAGAGAAUUAGAGAAAUCGCAACCACGUCCUGAAAUGAAAGUCAAAGUUCCAAGUAGAGACGGUGCCGGGGGACAGCAGUUACAGGACCAGAUGGCUGGUAUGUUAGGAUCAUUACAGAACACAGGGGUCCAGAUACAGUUGUCGAGAGAUGCUUGGUUAAAUACGAUUACAGAGCACAUGAAUGUGGAUGAUCAACAAAAAGAAGGAAUACGAGAGCAGAUGGUCCCUGUUCUUAAUAUGUUAUUCGGAGAAGGAGAGACUGUUAACCCUUUAGAAUUUUUAAAUCUGACGAAAGACAAAUUUAUGGAGAGGAUAUUUAAGAUGUUUUCAACUGAUGAAAAUCUUAGUGAGGAGGAUCAACAGGUAGUAGCUGGACUAGCGAAUUCAUUUUUUGAUGAAAAUGGAAAAAUUGAUUUGUUAAAAUGUGUUCAGGCUGGACAGGGUUUAUGGACUGGGCAGUUUAAAUCUAUGAUGGAUCAAGCAUUAGGACAGGCAGAAUCACAAAAUGAUGACGAAGCAGACGACGACGAAGCAGAAGAUGACGAAAGUGACAAGUCACGUGACACUUCUUUUGGGCACAGUGCUGCAGCAUUAACAUAUAAAACAGAGGAAAAUGAAACAGAUGAAAACGAUUCAGAAGUGGAACGAAUUGAUAUAGACCCAGACGUGUGGGUUCAAUAUGCAAAUGAUGAGGUAGUGAAGGGAAAGGUAGCACAGGAUGUACGUGAAAGUGGUAUGGACACAGUUAUUUGUCUUGACCUAUCACACUCCAUGAGGGGAUAUGCGUGGGAGCAAGCUACCACAUUUAUAAAGAAUUUUGUUGAAGGUAUUCAAAAUUCUACAUUAAUGGACACAUCAUACGAACACAUAGCCCUCGUGACGUAUGGCAGCGAGACUCGAGUACAACAACAUUUGACCUGUGAUUAUGUGGAGAUCUUCCGGAAGUUGUAUCGUCUCAAACCAAGUGGUCCCUCCCCGAUGUAUGCAGGGUUACAGAUGGUACACGCCGCUAUUCUUGGGGCCGGAAUGGUCUUCAAAUGCAAUGGUUAUAGAAUGUAUCCUAGGGUAUUUUUGAUUACGGACGGGAGAGCAACACCAGCCGGUAUGGUUUCAGGACCAGAUGUAUGUCCACCAGAACUUUUACAACAGGAGCAGUUUCCUAUUCUCAAAGUGGUGAAAGAACUUCAUGAUAAAUACCACGUGACUAUUAACACAGUUCCGGUUGGAGAAUGCGAUGCGACAUUGUUAGAGAAAAUUGUACAAAUUUCAAAAGGAAAAAUGAUUUCACCAGAAGAUUGGAGAAUGCAGUCCAGAGUUUUUAAAAACUAUUUAGCUGCUGCCAAGUUAUGUGGAGGACCAUUCGCUAAGAUGCUAGCUCCAGGUCUGAAGACGAUGAUGUUGGACGCUGUUAAUGCAUCACCAGAAGAUAAGAUACAGAUGGAGGAAUUUCUACACAGACAUGAACAGGAAGAAGACGAGGAUUCAGACGACCAGGAAACGGACACUUUCCCGCCAUUAGGGUCACGUGUUCGUGGUCACAAUCCUGGAUCAACAAUAAUGACAGAGUCAAUGGCUAUUGGGACAAUAACAAAACAUUUUUCUGAUGGUCAUAUUGGGAUCACGUGGGACGAGCCGAAUGACAACGGUAAAUUACGAGAGAAGAAACCGUACCAACCUGGUGCACGUAACGUUAAUUGUUGUUGACGAACCUCGGGUACUGAAGGACGACGAAAUGAUUGCAGAAGGAUGCCGAGUGACAAGAGGCAAGGAUUGGUGCUACCCUGAUCAGGAUGGAGGGCCAGGCAACUUGGGAAGUGUUUAUAGUAUAAAACCAAAUGGCAUUGUCAGC
Messenger RNA from Ruditapes philippinarum (Manila clam), 2750 nucleotides. RefSeq lists its product as uncharacterized. The transcript is spliced from 18 exons. The record is from RefSeq and is a predicted model, not a curated record. Lineage: Eukaryota; Metazoa; Mollusca; Bivalvia; Venerida; Veneridae. Bases 134 to 2605 code for a protein of 823 amino acids.